AUGAUGACGUGCCGUCUGCUGUGCGCCCUGUUGGUGCUCGCCCUGUGCUGCUGCCCGUCCGUGUGCGUGACAUCGAAUGAUGGACAUACUAAUACUGAGACGAAUAUAACCCCUAAAGAAAAUGUAAACAAAGGGACCGUUACCGCAUUGUCAUCGAGUACGCCCACUAAGCCAGGAUCAACAAGUCCGGCGGACACUACGGAAGAAGUUUCAGAAGAAGAGCCCGGUUCGUUACGGUUAUCAGAUGCAGUCAUUACGGGACAGGUUGAAAACAAUGCGGAUAUGGAAAUAAAACCAAAUACGACGACCACAACCACAAAUGCGCCAACUACGACCACCACGACCGCUGCACCACAGGCACCAAAUACCACUACGACUACGGAGACGCCAACCACGACGACCACCCGCGCACCGUCACGUCUUCGCGAAAUCGACGGCAGCCUCAGCAGCUCUGCGUGGGUGUGUGCCCCGCUGCUGCUCGCCGCAUCCGCGCUGGCGUACACCGCUGUGGGCUGA
Trypanosoma cruzi is the source of this 516-nucleotide messenger RNA. RefSeq names its product mucin TcMUCII, putative. NCBI's taxonomy places the organism in Eukaryota, Euglenozoa, Kinetoplastea, Trypanosomatida, Trypanosomatidae. The record is from RefSeq and is a predicted model, not a curated record. The transcript has a single exon. Bases 1 to 516 code for a protein of 171 amino acids.